Molecule: messenger RNA, 768 nt
Organism: Drepanopeziza brunnea f. sp. 'multigermtubi' MB_m1
Lineage: Eukaryota; Fungi; Ascomycota; Leotiomycetes; Helotiales; Drepanopezizaceae
Source: RefSeq, a predicted model, not a curated record
AUGGCGACAGGACGGUGUUUCGCGAUUGAGCUAGGCUCGAUCACACUAACACCGAAAUCAAUCCAUCUCGACAUUGAGACCCGACCCCGUGUACCAUCUUAUAUCGAGACCGCGAACGUGUUGAACAUGGCUCUAAGCCAACAGCCUUGGGAACUGAGCCGAAUCCAAUCUAUCACCGAGUCUCACUUUGACGAUCCGAAUUGCUCUCUUCUCAAAGCCGUGCUCGUCAACAACGCAUCGAUCGUCGCUGCUGCCACGGAGAAAUCCGACUUCCUCGGCUUCGGUGACGCCAACCGCAACCCAGAGAAUGAUCGGUACUUUGCACAGAUUGGAGUCGAGCAGUCAAGGCUGACCUUCGGUCUCAAGAUUGGCAUCAAUGGCGAGUUCGGAAAACUAUGGGGCUUGAGAUACCAGUUCUACGCUUUAGCUCUAGGGGCAUGGCUUACAUUCGUGUGGUACCAUGCUAUGCAGGUUAAGGAAGCCAACAAGACGUUCAGCGCAGUCUACUCGGGUCUAGAGAGAGUCGGACUCAAAUCCAUGGCCGUGAUCUUCGCCGUCAUUCUUACCACCUUCAUUUCCGACCAAGUGUAUCAGGUGUACCAACUGGUUCGCAAAUUUCGAGGAUAUCCAGCUCCAUCCGCAGAGCUCAUACAGCCGAUGGACGACAUAUAUAUGGUGGUCUUUGGGUUCUCUGUUUUGGCCGUCACUGUCGUAUUCUUGGGCAGUGUUGAAUUCUUCUGGUUUAUGAUUUGCGCUGUUGGGAAGUAA